AUGGCUUCAAUCGAUUCUCUUGUAAAAGAAUGGCUUCGCUUAGAUAAGAAUCCAACGACAAGAUUAGAAAUUGAAAAAUUAUAUGCAGAUCAAAAUGUCGAAGAAUUAGAAAAACGACUUCGAAAAAGAAUAUCAUUUGGAACUGCAGGUUUAAGAUCAAGUAUGGAAGCUGGAUUUUCAAGAAUGAAUGAUCUUACAGUAAUCCAGGCUUCUCAGGGACUUUGCAUGUAUCUUCUUGAUGUAUUACCAACAUCAGUAGAUAAAGGAGUUGUUAUUGGGCAUGACCAUAGACAUAACUCUGAAAGGUUCGCAAGACUGACAGCAGCUGCAUUUCUAAAAAAAGGGUUUCGAGUUUAUUUUUAUCGUGAAUUGGUACACACUCCAUUAGUGCCAUUUGGAGUCAAAAAACUUGAAGCUUCAUGUGGCAUCAUGAUAACAGCUUCUCAUAAUCCCAAAAAAGAUAAUGGUUACAAAGUUUAUUGGGAAAAUGCAUGUCAGAUUGUUCCACCACAUGAUAAAGGAAUUUCUCAAUCAAUUUCAGUUAAUCUUGAGCCAUGGACAUGGGAUGCAGAAUUGGUUAAUAAUAGUCCAUUAUGUAUUGAUAAUGUAAAAGAGAUUUCAGACGCUUAUUUUGAAGAAUUAAAAGCAAUAUCUUAUCAUAGUAAAGAAAAUAUCUCAUCCAAAGUUAAAUUUGUUUAUACAGCUAUGCAUGGAGUAGGAACGCCAGUAGCUAAAAGAGCAUUUGAAACAUUUUCAUUAAAUCCUUUUAUAUCAGCAAAAGAACAAGAGGAUCCUGAUCCCGAUUUCUCUACGGUCGCAUUUCCAAAUCCUGAGGAAGGAAGAGGUGCAUUGGCAAUAGCCAUGAAGACAGCAGAUGAAAAUAAUGCCGAGGUUAUCUUUGCUAAUGAUCCUGAUGCUGAUAGAUUUUCUGUAUCUGAAAAGCAAAAGAACGGAGAAUGGAUUUUAUUUUCGGGUGAUCAGAUUGGAGUUAUGUUAGCAUCUGCAGUUCUAGAAAACUAUAAAGCUCACGGAAAGCCAAUCAAUAAACUUGCAAUGUUGGCAAGUACAGUGUCAUCAAAAAUGUUGAAAAAGAUGGCUAAAGAUGAAGGAUUUUAUUUUGAAGAAACGCUAACAGGAUUUAAAUGGUUAGGAAACAAAGCAAUCGAUUUAACUCAACAAGGAUAUGAAGUUUUGUUUGCAUAUGAGGAAGCUAUAGGAUAUAUGAUUGAUGGAAUUGUAAGGGAUAAAGACGGAAUUUCUGCUUUAGUUACAUUUGCUGAACUAGUUGUACAAUUGAAUAAACGUGGAUUAACGAUUUCAGAAUAUUUAGAUGAAUUGUAUAAAAAGUAUGGGUAUUUUGUUACCGAAACAUCUUAUUUUAUUUGUCAUUCUCCUGAAACUAUUGAUAAAAUUUUUAAUAAACUUCGAUUUGGUGAAAAUCCGGUCAAAUCAUCUAAACCUGAUUAUUUAUAUCCAUAUCAACUUUCAUAUCCUUCAACCUUAUCAGGACACAAAAUUACAUAUAUUCGAGAUUUAACGAUUGGGUAUGAUACAAGUAAACCUGAUAAUCAACCUAUUUUACCUACAUCUAAAAGUUCUCAUAUGAUAACUUUUGGUUUGGAGAAUGGUUGUAACUUAACAUUAAGGACAAGUGGAACUGAACCAAAGAUAAAGUAUUAUCUAGAACUAUCAGGCAAAGAUAAGAAGGAGGUUGGAAACGAGUUACGUAAGAUUGCUCAUGGUGUUUCGGAUGAGUUAUUAGAACCUGAGAAAUAUGGAUUAGGUUACAAAGUUGAAUAA
Messenger RNA from Funneliformis mosseae, 1800 nucleotides. The record is from the annotation of a GenBank genome assembly. NCBI's taxonomy places the organism in Eukaryota, Fungi, Glomeromycota, Glomeromycetes, Glomerales, Glomeraceae.